Molecule: messenger RNA, 1250 nt
Organism: Zea mays
Lineage: Eukaryota; Viridiplantae; Streptophyta; Magnoliopsida; Poales; Poaceae
Exons: 8
Coding region: 85-1053 (322 amino acids)
Biological process (GO): maturation of LSU-rRNA; maturation of 5.8S rRNA
Cellular component (GO): preribosome, large subunit precursor
Source: RefSeq, marked validated
CAGGGAAGCAUCAGCAGCGCCGCCGCCAUCACUGCUACGCUGCCGGCGCUAGAGCCCUAAACCCUAGCUAGGGCUAGGCCAUCCAUGGCCGCCUCUCCCCAGACUCUGUCAGCUCCCCCGCCCGCCGCCGCGGCCGUCCCGAACCUCGGCGGCAAGCGCAAGAGGCAACCCAAGGGCAAGAAGAAUAAGAAGAACAAACUCGCGCGCUCCGACCAGGAUGACUCCGUCCGCCGCCGCCGCAACAAGCCGAGCGCCAAGUUCCUCAAGCUGCUCCGCAAGCGGGCCCGCGACUACAACUCCGACGACGAGGAUGAAGCUGGUGACGACCGGCAGCAGGAGCACCUGCCGAAUCCUCAACGCCGCGUUGACGAGGACGACGACGAGGCCCUCUCUCACUCCGAGCCGGAGGAGGGCGAGGACGAGGACGAAGAGGAGGGGGCCUCCAGCUCGGCCGUCACGAGGUUCGAGCAAGGCUGCAGGGCGUUCCGCGUCGCCUUUCUCAAGAUCAUGGCCAAGAAACUCCCCGAUGAUCCCCUGGGUCCAAUCCUGUCAGCGCACAAGACAUUGGUAGCCGCCAAGUUAGCCGAGGAGGUGGAGGAGCACAAGCCCAAGCGGGAGGCUCGGAAGGAGAAGCGCGUGGCAGCAGAGAAGGGGCAUGUCAUACCUAAAGACCACUUGGACAGCAAAGAGAAGGAGCUCAUCAAGGUUGCAACCAAGGGGGUUGUCAGGCUUUUCAAUGCGGUGAGCAAGGCACAGAAAUCUCGAAAAGAUUUGAACCCAUCAAGGACUAAAGAUGCCACAGUUAUAGCAAAAGAAAGAAAAAACACCUUCCUAUCAGAACUGGAGAUGCCAUCUCAUCAAGAUAAAAAGAGGAAUACAUCUUCAAAUUUCUCAAAGCACGCCGUCAAAGAUGAAGAUGAACCAGCAUGGGCACCUCUUCGUGACACAUACAUGCUUGGUUCUAAAUUGAAGGACUGGGACAAAAUGAAGGAUUCUUCCGCUGUCAGUGAGGAAAAAAAGGUUCCUUCAAUCGACUCUUCUGAUGAGGAAUAGAAACAUAGUUAGUAUGGAGCUUGUAUCUUGUUGUCCGUUGCUGGUAAAACGUGUUGAGAUGGGUGUAUGUGUAUUCAGAUUAUCAAUUCCACACCUCACUCACCCUUUUCUGGAGAUUUUUUUUGGUUGCAUUGCAUUUGUUCUAAAUCUAUAGUAUAUAUGCAUCCUUUAUUAUACUGGCAUUAGUGAUGGAUGUG